Cydia pomonella (codling moth) is the source of this 5529-nucleotide messenger RNA. RefSeq lists its product as uncharacterized. NCBI's taxonomy places the organism in Eukaryota, Metazoa, Arthropoda, Insecta, Lepidoptera, Tortricidae. The transcript is spliced from 5 exons. The record is from RefSeq and is a predicted model, not a curated record. The coding region runs from base 4061 to 4555 and encodes 164 amino acids.
AAGGUUGUAAUCGUUUUUUAAGUGAAAUCUCAUCCGUUGGAAUCAUGGCGUCAUUGGCGUCAAAUGUCUUCGGCAGAUGUGUCGACGAUGUUACUUUCUCGUCAGAUGAAUAAAAAAAAAAAUUGUUUGAUUACGUGAAUUAUGUCAGAAGUUUUGUUUUUUACGCCUCUAUUUCGCUACGCCUGUCGUAAUGACGACAGGCCGCGUAUCCAAUAAGCAAAUCGCUUACGCUCAGUAGCGAAACGCAAUUGUUACUGCCGUACUAAUAUUGAAAAGCGAUAGAGAGACACAAAGCAUUUCAUUACCUUGGCUAGGCCGGCAGAAAUCUCAUAUGCUACGCUACGACGACGCCUCGUGUGCUUCUUUGAACUUGUACGUGCUCGUAGCGCUCUCGUUCUACGCGCGUAUUACGAUACGCUUACGCGUCUUACGCUUACGCGCCGUGUUGAGGGCGUAAUACGCUCGUAUAAAACGCUAAUCUGUAACCACCCUAAGUCUUGCAUGCCGGCUGUUUUAGUUUUUGCCUUCCUUGGCGAUAGCCAUAUACAUAGAUAAGGGAUAUACUUAUUAGCGGUAUUCUAAUUAAACACUUUGCAAAAUUUUGAUAUUGUUAUAAAAUUAUUUUGAUACUAUUAAGGGCCAACGAGAUGCGAAAUGAACUCGCAGUGCAUUAAUAAUAAUUAAAUAAAUAAAUAUUAUAGGACAUUAUUACACAAAUUGACUAAGUCCCACAAUAAGCUCAAUAAGGCUUGUGUUGAGGGUACUUAGACAACGAUAUAUAUCAUAUAUAAAUAUUUAUAAAUACUUAAAUACAUAGAAAACAUCCAUGACUCAGGAACAAAUAUCCAUGCUCAUCACACGAAUAAAUGCCCUUACCAGGAUUUGAACCCGGCACCAUCAGCUUCGUAGGCAGGGUCACUACCCACUAGGCCAAACCGGUCGUCAUUGUUUUUUGGAACUUAUGUGCGAAAUAUCAUUUGAUAUUUACGAGUCGCUUUUCGGUGAAGGAAAACAUAGUGAGGAAACCGGACUAUUUAAUCUCAAUUAGGCCUAGUUUACCCUCUGGGUUGGAAGGUCAGAUGGCAGUCGCUUUCGUAAAAACUAGUGCCUACGCCAAUCUGACAAUCUGACUGCGAUUUGUAUGAAACAAAAUUAUUUCAGAUUUGGGGGACAGUAUUAUUUGCAAAGUGAUGGUUUGGCUAUGGGUUCUCCGCUGAGUCCUUUAAUGGCGGAUAUUUUUAUGGACCAUUUUGAGAACCAGCACAUUGUAGGCAAUAAUAAUAUAUUAUAUUAUUUUAGAUAUGUAGAUGAUUUGAUUAUUUGUUGGACGGGGAGCAUGGGCCAACUGGAUGCUUUUGUUACUGAACUUAAUAGUAAGCAUCCGAAAAUCAAGUUUAAAAAGGAACUGGAGCAAGACAACUCAUUGAAUUUUCUGGAUUUAACAAUUUCGAGAGUGAAUAAUAGGCAUCAUUUCCAAAUUUACCGUAAGCCUACACAUACUGAUUCGGUUAUCCCGGCUUCUUCGACGCAUCCAUGGCAGCAUAAGUUGGCUGCUUUUCAUUGUUAUGUGCAUAGGAUGUUGACUGUGCCUUUUUCUGAUGAACACUAUCGAGCUGAACUAAAUAAUAUUUAUCAUUUAGCAGUUUCGAAUGGCUAUGAUAAGUCUGUGGUGGAUGGAAUCAUCAGAAAAAAGCGAAAUAGUAUAGUCAACAAUAUGUUGUAUGCUGCACGAUCCUCUGAGCCGAUUAAGAAAUACAAAGCGAGCAUAACUUAUGUUGGCAAAUUGUCAGAUGCAAUUUACAAAAUUUUAAAAUCUAACGACAUUCCUGUGGCUUUUAGGACGAACAACACUUUGCACUCUAAACUUUGCAAUGGGAAAGAUAAGAUCGAGAAGGGAAAAAAAUCUGGAGUUUAUAAGCUUACUUGUGAUAAUUGUAAUAAAGUGUAUGUGGGGCAAACAGGCCGUAAUUUCACUACCAGGUAUAAGGAGCAUGUUGCGUCAUACAGACACAACCAUCCAGAAAAGUCAAAUUUUGCGAAGCACUUGAUAGACAGUGGCCAUGCUUUACCUGAGAAUCAUUCUUUUGAUAUUUUACAUGUUUGCGAGAAAGGAUUGCGUUUGAGUGUUCUGGAACAGUUGGAAAUAAUUAGGUACAACAAUAGGGGGAUGAUUCUUAACGAACAGUUGAAUGUUGCGUCAUCGCCGUUAUUACGAAUUUUUCCAUCUCACUCACACUUGCACAGUAGGGGGACUGGUCAAGGUAUAAAUAUGGCCGACCGUUCUAGACAGCUCAGUCAGUUGUCGGGUGUCAGACCGUCAACAUCUCCAGCAUCUCCUGAGGAUGCCUCGUAGAGAGGCGAAACACGUGUCGAGUUUUGUACUUUUGGUGGUGGGUUGUUAUAUUUAUUUGCGUAUUUAUUUUUGCGGUGGGAGGGCGGGAACAUUAAUUGCAUGUAAAAAUACGCAAGUAAGUAUAGCGGGUUAGCACUGAUUGACUAACACGUUAUUUUCUCGCGGAUUAGCAAAGUAAUAGUUCUUGUUUUAAUUUUCUUGGGAUUUGUUGUCAAGCGGACCCCAGGCUACCAUGAACCGUAGCCAAAUGCCGGGACAACGCGAGGAAGAUGGUGACCAAUCAUCGCGAUCCCUUAUUUUAGUUAGUUCUCGAUUCGCCGGAUUCCUGCGAAAAAGAAUCCGGCGAAUCGGGCACUACCCCUUACCCCUACCCCUACUUCUUAGUUUUCAUAAUAAUUGUGAAUCAAAAUAUUUGCAUGUUAUGCUGAAAAUUCGGCGCUUCGGCUGAGAGAGGGACCGAAUAUUCGGUAUUCGGCCAAAAACACUAUUCGGGGCAUCUCUAAAUUUACUACUACAGAUUCUUCGUUCGACUCUACCAGUCGUACCAUAAAUAAAUUGCAUCGUUUAUCAACCCCAUUAAUCAGUAUAAUUGAUAUCGUUUAGUAUAAUUGUUUGAAAAUGAAUAGCUCUGAAAUAGUAUCGGAUCGGCAAGAUAUAGUAUACUUAUUUUUAAAACAAUUCUAUUUUGGCAGAUUUUUGAAGCAUUCUUAAUCCGUUAUUAUUGCUACUAACUGUACUUGUUUUAAGGAAUAUUAAGAAAUACUUUUCAUUAUUAUAUGGCUAGUCUACGCAAGAAUUUACUACCUAACGACCCGAUUCGAAGAAUGAGAUACGAUAACGAUAAGUACUGGAUUCGAUAAGUUCUCACUUAGAUAUCGUUUGUAUGUCGUAUAAUGGACAGAAGCAGCUCGAUUCGGGCAACCAAUGUCACUUUGACGUUCGAAAUAUCGUAAAUAGAUCUUAUUGGGAUCACAGCGAAAUCGAAUUAAACGUCAAUUUUGACAUGUCGUUUAGUUAUCGGUCUUUAAAAGAUCUUAAACGUGUAUUAAUCAUUCUUCCGAUCGGGCCAUAAGACAACGCAAUCAUAAAUAUAUAAGUAAGGUUAAACCGUGCCAAAAAAUAAACAUACUUUGGUCAACAACAUUGCUUUUAUUCAUCUAAUAGCCAGCAUAAUCAAAAAAAUUAAUAACAUGUCAUAAUCAACAAUCGGAAGCAAUAAAAAAAUCUAAUUCAACGAAUGAAGUCCGACCAAGGCCAUGGCCGCUCGCUAGGAAGUUCUGACUAGUCUAUCACUAUACGCCGCCAUCGACGCUUCUGCCGCCUAAUCUGUGGGCGUUCGAAAUUCAAAUCGGAAAAUACGACACGUUAUUUUUUUAAUCUCUUUUUUUUCUAGUGAUGUGCCAGUGUUUUAUCGGUUUUAUAAUGACAAUUGUAACGUGUUCUGGAAAGCGUCUGUGACAAAAAUAGACGCCCACAAUUUGUUAUAAUUAAACUGUAUGUAAAUAGAGUGGAGGACAGACGUGUCGUCUGAUUCAGUGGUGUAAAUAAAUGUUUAAAAAACUAUAUGUUUUAAAGUAAAAUAAUGGUUUUUGGGAAUAGAACUAAAUAAAGUGCCUUAGUGUAAUGCAUUUUGGGAUGACAAUGAUGUGUGGAAGACUUAUGAGGAUUUUUAUAGUUCUGUUUAUGUGUGAAGUGUAGAUGCCCUAGAUGAUACAAAAGCGAUACACGAUGUUGCCAAAGCUAAAAAAAUGCUGCUGGUGCCUUUCAUUACGGACAGGAUGCUUUCUACUGGCAACUUUAUCGUCCCUAAUCUGCGUGGCGACCAUCAUCGCGGGCGCGUGGAACCUACCGCACUACGAGAGACCAGAGGACAACUUCAUCGCCAUGAGCGCGGUCAUGUUCUCCACGCUGUCUCUCAUCAGCAAUAUCGUCAUCUUACUGGGGCUGUUACUUAAACGUCCCGGCUUCCUGCAGCUGACGAUCCUCUUCAACUCCGUCUUCAUCCUCUGCCUGUUCCUAGUGGCGCUAGUCUUGUGUCUGUUCAGCCCGAAGGCAGAACCUUAUCUACGGGAACCACUCAACAUCGUGCUGAUAGUGUUGGCCAUAUGUGCUGGCGUGGUUUAUUCUUUCUACUACAAGAUGGUAGUCAACAGUACCUACCGUCAAAUGAAGACUUGGAACGAAAGUGCUAUUCCUGUAUGAGAACGCAAGAGUAUUUAGGAUAUAUACCUCACAAUAUAAUAGAUAUACUUAUGUUAACAAGAAUGAAGAAAGUAUAGUGACUGCAUUUGUAAGGAUAUUCUAGCAUUAAUCCUUUGAACGCUAGACGGCGAAGGAAUAUGCCGUGGGACGCCAGGUGACCGCGAUUAUUACUGAGUCUCACGUAAGUCGCUAUUGCAUUGGCGACGCUGUCGCCUGUAGGCGUCGGUUAGUAACAGAAUUGUACUAGCCAAAUAUGGUCUGUAAAAUGACCCUUUUAGAUUACCUGUCUACUGGAGCGAAGCGAGGCAGCGGAAAGGUGAGCGAGAUAAAAGGAAAUGUUAUUGGUGGAUUUUUAUCUUGCUCACCGCUCUGCUUUGCUCCGCUUCAGUAGACAGGCCAGCCUUACAGUCGGAUGCACCAAACCAUCUGUCACCGCUAAAACGUUCACCAUAAAACUGCUGAGUAGCGUUGAUAAAUACUUUGCAAUUCCAUAUACUCCAUUUUGGUGAUGGUUUCCCACUUGCCUUCUACACUGCAGCUCAAAAACCAGUUCUCCGCUUCUUGGCUUGAUCUAAAGCCCUACCAGAACCUGCUUCGUAAGCCUCCAUCCAAUACUGAUGAUAGAUAGAUAAAACUUUAUUCGUUUCCACAACAUACAUGGUAGGUAGCUAUAGACAAUAAGAAGAACAUGCAGCUUAGAAUUAUUCUUAAAACUAGUUUACAAUUCUUGAAUGCAAAACCAUGUAUCGUGGCAGAGAAUAGGCGCUGGCUCAGCAUGAUGACGCGGCAAGCCACAUCGCUGAUAUUCUGCCAGGACCUUACAUGAUGCUGCUGCUGCCCGACAUCAGGGGAAUGCUUAUUUAGUGACGGCAUUUUCUAGCCACGUCUUAAGAUUUUCAUCGGACCGUUGUUGCCCUGGAGGGGCGGAUAGGACACAAAAGAGGUAGAGGAAAAGCCAGACGCAGUUACUUAGA